CAGCAGCAUUUGUCACGUCCUCUUUUUUUUUUCUUCUUCUUUUUGCCUUUCUCAGAGUUUUGCUUCUUCAUCUAAAAGAUCUAUCAAUCUUUCCCGAAGUAGAUAUAGAUGUUCUCUCUCCCUCUAUCUCUCUCGUGACCCAAACCUAACAUUCUUCUUACCCUCUCUCGAGUAAAGAGAUCUGUUAUCGCCGUCGUUACGAUUUAGAAUCGCCACACAAAUUUUUUGAUCUCUCCUUCGAUUUCUUCGGUAAUGAGUUCCACCGCGGUAUCUUCCACCGUCGGAGGAGGCGGAUCGGGUGAGCCUUCUUCCGGUGUGAGGAGAACAUCUAAGCGACCAAAAUAUUCUAAGUUUACUCAGCAGGAGCUUCCAGCGUGCAAGCCAAUUCUUACUCCAAGAUGGGUAAUCCUAACAUUUCUAGUCGCUGGGGUUGUCUUCAUUCCCCUUGGAGUCAUCUGCUUAUUUGCUUCUCAAGGAGUCGUCGAGAUUGUUGAUCGAUAUGACACAGACUGCAUUCCACCAUCGUCUAGAAACAACAUGGUCGCUUACAUACAGGGUGAAAGAGAGAAGAUAUGUAACAGAACAAUAACGGUGACAAAAGCUAUGAAGCGUCCUGUCUAUGUUUACUACCAACUUGAGAAUUUCUACCAAAACCAUAGACGAUAUGUGAAAAGUCGAAACGAUGCACAGCUAAGAAAUCCAAGAGACGAGCAUGAUGUGAAGACCUGUGCACCUGAGGAUAACGUGGGUGGGGAACCAAUUGUUCCAUGUGGUCUUGUUGCUUGGAGUUUGUUCAACGAUACUUAUACCUUUUCAAGAAACAGCCAACAACUUCCUGUGAAUAAGAAAGGCAUCUCAUGGAAGAGUGACAGAGAAAACAAGUUUGGGAAAAAUGUCUUCCCUAAAAACUUUCAGACAGGAGCGCCUAUAGGCGGUGGAAAACUCGAUACUAAUAAAUCGUUGAGUGAGCAAGAAGACCUCAUAGUCUGGAUGCGAACGGCAGCUUUGCCAACAUUUAGGAAGCUGUAUGGGAAGAUUGAGACGGACCUAAACGCGGGUGAUACGAUAGUGGUGAUGUUGAAGAACAACUACAACACGUACAGCUUCAAUGGGCAGAAGAAGCUAGUGCUAUCAACAACUAGCUGGCUCGGUGGAAGGAACGAUUUCCUAGGGAUUGCUUAUCUGACAGUAGGCAGCAUUUGCUUGUUCUUGGCAGUUACAUUCGCCGUAUUGUAUCUAGUUAAGCCAAGGCAACUGGGAGAUCCCUCGUACCUUUCGUGGAACAGAAGUGCUGGAGGUUUACAAUAACAGAGUUGCUCAGGGCAAUCAGGCGUGAUCCCCUCCAUAGUCAAACGACCUAGUUUUGUUUGACCUAACAAAAGAGAAAGAGAAAAUAUAGUCCGUUUUAUAUGAUUUGAUAUUGUUGAAAACAAACGUUUUUUUUUUCUUUUUUUUUUGGGUCAUGUCGUUGUUAAGAUACUGGACAGUAAAUGGUGUUUAGAAAAAAAUAAUGUAAAUGAAUUUAGUUCGAAGUUGCAUUAACCAGAGAAUUUUGUUUA
Messenger RNA from Camelina sativa (false flax), 1559 nucleotides. The record is from RefSeq and is a predicted model, not a curated record. NCBI's taxonomy places the organism in Eukaryota, Viridiplantae, Streptophyta, Magnoliopsida, Brassicales, Brassicaceae.